This is a messenger RNA of Cucumis melo (muskmelon), 2128 nucleotides long. RefSeq names its product UPF0051 protein ABCI8, chloroplastic. The coding region runs from base 222 to 1886 and encodes 554 amino acids. The transcript has 2 exons. The record is from RefSeq and is a predicted model, not a curated record. Gene Ontology annotation, biological process: iron-sulfur cluster assembly. Lineage: Eukaryota; Viridiplantae; Streptophyta; Magnoliopsida; Cucurbitales; Cucurbitaceae.
GGCCAUUGGUUAAGAGUAUCCAAUAAUCUCAAGGCUCGUGUUGCCCACAAGACAUAUCGCCUCCGAUUGCCAUUUGUUGAAGAUGUUCAAACAAAAUUUAUGGCCAGAAAGUAAUACACUCAUUUUCCUCCAUUUUAGCUUAGCCUAAGCCACCGAUUUUUGCUGCGCUUCGACUCUCCUCUUUCUCUCUCUCUCUCUCUCUCCCCCUCUAUCUUUCAUCCAUGGCUUCUCUCUUAGCUAAUGGAAUUUCACGCUUUCCUCAUAACCCCACUUGGGAAUUACAAAAAGACGCAAUCCCAAAGCUUCAGAGUCCGAGAAUCGCUAACUUGAAGAUUUCCAAGUCGAAGCCUUUCAGGGUCCGAGCAGAUGUUGGAUACGAUCCCAAAACUGCCAACUCCGGUCCGAUUUCUCAAGGUAAGUCCUCUCCGUCUUCUACCACUACUGAUGAGAAAAUUCAGGAUAUUCUUCGUAAUCGCGAUUACGAUAGGAAAUUUGGGUUUACUGUGGAUAUCGAUUCGUUUUCAAUCCCAAAAGGGCUUUCCAAGGAAACAAUUCGAUUGAUUUCGUCCUUAAAGGAAGAACCCGAUUGGAUGCUUGAGUUUCGGCUGAAUGCUUUUGAGAAAUUCUUAAAGAUGAAAGAACCCACGUGGUCUGAUAAUCGAUACCCACCAAUUGAUUUUCAAGAUGUUUGUUAUUAUUCUGCCCCUAAGAAGAAACCCACUUUGAAUAGCCUUGAUGAGGCGGACCCGGAGCUGCUUAUGUAUUUUGAUAGGCUUGGGGUUCCAUUAAAUGAACGCAACCGUCUAGCUAAUGUUGCGGUUGAUGCUGUUCUAGAUAGUGUUUCAAUUGCUACUACUCAUAGGAAGACGCUAGAAAAAGCAGGUGUGAUUUUCUGUUCGAUAUCAGAGGCAAUUAAGGAAUAUCCUGAUUUAGUUAGAAAGUACUUGGGAAGAGUUGUCCCGAGCGAGGACAACUUUUAUGCUGCAUUGAACUCGGCGGUGUUCAGUGAUGGAUCGUUUUGUUAUAUACCCAAGGACACAAAGUGUCCGAUGCAGAUUUCCACUUAUUUCCGAAUCAAUGCUUUGGAAACUGGACAAUUUGAGAGAACUUUGAUUGUUGCUGAUGACAGGAGUUUUGUAGAGUAUUUGGAGGGAUGUACAGCGCCUUCCUAUGAUAGAAAUCAGCUUCAUGCUGCGGUGGUUGAAUUGUAUUGUGCUGAAGGAGCAGAGAUUAAGUACUCCACUGUUCAGAACUGGUACGCUGGUGACGAAGAAGGAAAGGGAGGAGUGUAUAAUUUUGUAACAAAGCGUGGCCUGUGUGCUGGGGAUCGUUCUAAGAUAUCUUGGACACAAGUUGAAACAGGUUCUGCCAUUACUUGGAAGUAUCCCAGUGUUGUUUUGGAGGGAGAUGAUACUGUCGGUGAGUUCUAUUCAGUAGCACUGACGAAUAAUUAUCAACAAGCAGACACGGGUACAAAGAUGAUUCAUAAAGGAAAGAAUACAAGAAGUAGAAUUAUCUCAAAAGGAAUUUCUGCUGGAAACUCAAGGAACUGUUACAGGGGGCUUGUUCAGGUUCAAUCCAAAGCAGACAAUGCUAAAAACUCAUCACAAUGUGAUUCAAUGCUCAUUGGUGACAGUGCUGCUGCCAACACUUAUCCAUACAUCCAGGUGAAGAAUCCCACAGCUCGCAUUGAACACGAAGCCAGUACCUCCAAGAUUGGUGAAGAUCAGUUGUUUUAUUUUCAGCAGAGAGGAAUAGACUAUGAGAAGGCCAUGGCUGCCAUGAUAUCCGGAUUCUGUCGUGACGUCUUCAACGAGCUACCUGAUGAGUUUGGUGCCGAGGUGAACCAACUCAUGAGCUUGAAACUUGAAGGAUCUGUGGGUUAGGUUGAAACCAAGAAAUAUUUAAAGGUUAGAUCAUCUUGAGAAAGCUUAGAUUAUUUAGCAUAAAUGGUCCCACAAGCCCUUCAUCUUCCUGCUUGGACUAUAUACUUCUGCCUCUAAAAAUCACAAGCAGAAUGUAAAUAGUUUUUGAGUGUUCAAUCAACUUGUACUAGGUAGUUAUUAGCUUCAGUUCGGUCUGGGAGACAGACUUGUUGUUCAUAUAUAAAAUUUUCACUUACUAUUAA